AUGAACUUAGAAGAUACAUUAGAUAAAGAAGGUACUGAAGAUGAUAAUGACUUAAAUGAAGGUGAGUUGUCAAUCGGAAAUAUAACAUCUAUAGCUUCCCAAAUCAAAGGUUUGGAAGAAAUGGACAUCGAAAAAAUACAGGAAUGGAUAGAAUGUGAUUACGAAGAAAAAGGAUACCAGAUUAUGGAUGAUGAUGAGAAUAAUUGCGUCAUCAAAACAAGUCAUCGAGAACCAGGGGAUGCAGUAAAUGUACUUGUCCAAUAUUUUGAAGAAGAGCCUGGAAAUGAUGAUAUUUAUGUGCUUCAGCUUAGAAAAGUGAAGGAGAUUUUAAAGUGUAGAAGUUACGAAUCCCAAAAACAAACAAAAAUUAGUGAUUUUUUUAAGUGAUUUUUCCACGUAAUACAUACAGA
Psylliodes chrysocephalus is the source of this 410-nucleotide messenger RNA. Lineage: Eukaryota; Metazoa; Arthropoda; Insecta; Coleoptera; Chrysomelidae. The record is from the annotation of a GenBank genome assembly.